ACUUGGGUUCUUUUCAGAGUGGGAAUUCGUGUACCAGCGCUGAGCCAUGGGUCAGAUCAUGGGAUCCAUGCAGAGCAACGUAGCCGACGUUUUUAGUGGCCGGCGGAAGCGAAGGCGCAGCACAGACUCCUCGCCAGGGGCGGAUGACCAGGCCCUACAGGACGCCACUGUGCCCAAAAAGAAAAAGCUGCUAACCACCACCCAGUACAUAUACAAAGCCCUGUUCAAGGAGCAGCAGAACUCGGACGUGGCUGUCAUGGCUCUGGACAAGGUGUGGCACUUGCACAAGGUGUACCUGAGCCAGAGUCCCUACUUCUAUACCAUGUUCAAUGGUACGUGGCGGGAGGCACAGCAAAACUUUGUUCAGAUAACGAUCCUCGACGAUCGAAUAACCGUGGCCAGUCUGGACGCCGUCUUUGGAUCGAUGUACUCCGAUGAGAUAGAAAUAGAACCGGCGGACGUCAUUCCGGUCUUGGCGACGGCGACGCUCUUCCAUCUGGACGGCAUUAUAGACAAGUGCUCCGAGGUUAUGGUAGACUCCAUAAGCCCGGAGACAGCCAUCCAGUACUAUGAGGCUGCCUGCCAAUACGGAGUCGUUGGCGUUAAGAAAUCCACCUUCCAGUGGUUCCAAAUCAACCUGCUGAGUAUAUAUAGCAAAUUCCCCAACCUCCUAAGGCAGAUCUCCAUCGAGUUGAUGAGCGCUCUGACAGCCAGCCACGAUCUGUAUGUGAUGCAAACAGAGUUCUCGUUGUAUACACUUCUACGCACAUGGAUGUUUCUGCGGAUACAUCCCGACUAUGACCCCGAAGACCCGGUGCAGCGGGCCGAGGCACUCAAAACACAGGAGCGGUUAGCAAACGCCGGUGUGGAAACGCACACGCCCAGUGUGGACGUGGUACAGUGGACGUAUUUUACUAACCGCAUGGAGGAGCGGUCGUUCCUGGCAACGCCAGAGGGCCAGCCGUACAUUCGUGUCUUUCAGAGGCUCCGCACCCAGUACCUGACGAACCACUACAUGGAUUUGAAGAUCAUAUACAAUGACAACAUAAUACCCAAAGAGUGGCUCUAUCGUCACAUUCACAGCCAUUGGGAGGCGUUGCUGCGGAUUGAUCACGGGCAGGAGGAUUGCAGUCCGACGCAGUUGGACGACGAGCAGUUCUUCGAAAAUUGCAUGCGGUGUGGGCGCCUCUUGCUCGAGCCUGGCUACCAAAAAUGGCGCUGGACAGGCUUCAACUUUGGCAUGGAUCUCAUCUUGAUAAUGGACUCGCGCAGGCUCAAUAUUCGUCGCCACCACAGGCACGAACACGAAAGGGUGCUGAGCCUGCAGACGCGGAGAAAGUUCAUGGUUCGGACCACGGUGACCUCGAUCAAUGCCCGCCGUCAGCCUGUGUUCACACAGACCUCCGAGAUUUGCACCCUGAGCCUGGAGAAGAACGAGGAGGUGCCGCUAAUGGUGCUCGAUCCAAAGUUGGUGCACCCGCUCCUAAUUUCCAUCAACAUGUUGGUGGUGAAUCCGCCGAAUCAAAGCUUCAAGGAGGUUGUGCCGUAUACCGAGGAUGGGACAACGUCUCUGUCUGAUCCGAUUUCGGAAAUUGGUGCCGACUGCGAAAGACCACUCACGCCAGCCAGUGCCGACGACUCGGCAGUCUUUAUUGGCGACUCUGGACCAUCGACGCCGUCAUCGCCUGCUGCGCGGCCGCGAAUCGCCUGGUCGGCCAGCGAUGCGAACGCCAUUUGCGGCGACCGGGCGUGCUGAGCGCGCUCCUCCAGCUGUCCACCCAGUUGUCCACCCAACCAAGCACUACCAGUACCACCACUUUUUGUUCAUUAACUCGUUAACGUUGUUUUCGGGAAUCGAUGUAGUUUUUAAUUGUAAAUUCUUUUAUCGCCAUUGCGAUUGGCACUCCAUCGGAUGCCGGUUCAAUCAAUCCAAUCAGCAUAAUUGUACAUUCAUCACUAGCGUAUCAGAGAUCGUCUGGUAUGCGCAAAUCUAUAUAUUUUUGUAUAUCGUUUACAUCAUUAUUAUAUUGUAAUAAUGGCCAACCAAGGACUAUCAAUUUUUUUAGAGUAAGAGCACACUCUAGUGCCCUCGCACACGUACGUACGUAGAUGUUGCAUAACGUAGGUUUUAAAGAUUCGGCGUCUAAAGAUGUGAUUGUUAUGUUUAAGUAACAAGUAACGUGGCAAAGUAACUAAAAUAAGAGCGUAUUCGGAAAAUGUUUGUUCAACGCAUCUAACCAAUUGUCCUAACACAUUUUUACUCGCUUCAUGUACGCACAGUAACCAUUACCUUGAGUGAUUUAUUAAAGUUUACAUCUAAUUA
Messenger RNA from Drosophila bipectinata, 2323 nucleotides. RefSeq names its product germ cell-less (gene gcl). NCBI's taxonomy places the organism in Eukaryota, Metazoa, Arthropoda, Insecta, Diptera, Drosophilidae. The record is from RefSeq and is a predicted model, not a curated record. Gene Ontology annotation, molecular function: protein binding. Gene Ontology annotation, biological process: germ cell development.